This is a messenger RNA of Phalaenopsis equestris, 5469 nucleotides long. RefSeq names its product G-type lectin S-receptor-like serine/threonine-protein kinase B120. The coding region runs from base 4 to 4980 and encodes 1658 amino acids. The transcript is spliced from 15 exons. Lineage: Eukaryota; Viridiplantae; Streptophyta; Magnoliopsida; Asparagales; Orchidaceae. Gene Ontology annotation, molecular function: ATP binding; protein kinase activity. The record is from RefSeq and is a predicted model, not a curated record. Gene Ontology annotation, biological process: recognition of pollen; protein phosphorylation.
CCCAUGGAUUACUUUGACCUCCUCCCCCUCACCGCCAUCCUCCUCUGCUCACUCCCAUACUCCCGCGCCGCAACCUCCUCCAUCUCCUCCAACCAACCCCUCGCCGACGGCCAGACCAUCAUAUCCCCCACCGGCAUCUUCGAGCUCGGCUUCUUCAGCCCCCUCCGCUCCACAAAUCGCUACGUCGGAAUAUGGUACCGCAGCUUCCGCAGCACCUCAACCUUCGUAUGGAUCGCCAACCGCAAAUCGCCAAUUUCCGACACGUCCGGCUCCCUCGCCAUCGCCGGCGAUGGUAAUCUCGUGCUUCUCGACGGCUCGAAGCAUGUCGUGUGGACGUCCGGAGUGUCGACGACGUCGAGAAACCUGACGGCGACAUUGCUGGAUAGCGGAAAUCUGGUGCUUAACGACUCGGAAGCCAUGGUUUGGGAGAGCUUUGAUAAUCCGACGGAUACUUACCUUCCUGGCAUGAAGAUAGGACUUGAUCUGAUCACGAACGAGAAUCAUGUGUAUACUUCGUGGAGAAGCGACGAUGAUCCGUCGCCGGGGAGGUUUACUAUUGGGAUGAAUCCUGAUCGGUCAACGCAGAUCUUUAUAUGGGAUGACGGCAGGCCGCGGUGGCGCUCUGGCCGGUGGAACGGGCAGAUAUUCAUAGGGGUAGAAGGCAUGGUGCCGGAGUACAUCUACGGCUUCCGUCUGAACAACUUUGUCUCAGAAAACCUCAUGUACUUCUACUACAGCCCCAUCAACAGCAUGCCGCAGCGCUUCGUCCUGUCCGCCGACGGCAUGGAGCGGCAAUUCGAAUGGCAAUAUAACGCCAGCGCAUGGGAACAGAUCUGGUCUCAGCCGCGCACACAAUGCGAACUUUACAACCGGUGCGGCAACAACGCCACCUGCACCAACGCCGAAAACGCCACCCAGCCGCCGGCAUGCGAGUGCCUCAAAGGCUUCGUGAAAGCUCCAGAAGGUUGCGUGAGGAGAACGCCGCUGCAGUGCGAGCGGAAUGGGAGCGCCGGAGAAGGAGAAAAGGAUGGGUUUUAUCAUAUGGGGGGAAUCAAUUUGCCGGAUUUGUCUGAUUGGGAUGAGAGUUCGAGUAAUGCGGAGCGGUGCGAGGAGUCCUGUUUGAUGAAUUGCUCCUGUAAAGCUUACAGUUUUGUGACAGGGAUUGGGUGCUUGAAGUGGGCGAGGGAAUUUGUGGAUAUUCAUAUUUUUUUUAAUGGGGGCAAUGAUUUUUAUCUCAAGCUUGCUGGUUCGGAGCUUGUUGAUAAGAAGGCUAAAAUUCCUGUGUUUCUGCUACUGGUUAUAGGCAUACCCUCGCUGUUUGCACUUGGAUGCAUUUGCCUGAUGUGGAUGCUUCGGAGAAAAAUUAGAGCUUUCUUCAGGAGACAAAGGAAGCAACGAGAGGUAUCAGUGAAUCCUACUACAGAAUUCACAGGCGUUCUUGUGAUUGAGGGGGAAGGAAGUAAUGGGAAGCGCUCGGAAUCGACAAUAUUCAGCUUUGAUACUGUUGCGGAGGCAACCAGCAACUUCUCCAGUUCUAAUUUACUUGGGGAAGGAGGAUUUGGCCCAGUUUAUAAGGGUGUACUGCGAGGAGGGCAGGAAAUAGCCGUUAAAAAACUUUCAAACAGCUCAGGACAAGGCAUUGAACAAUUCAAAAAUGAAGUCAUCCUCAUUGCAAAAUUACAACACAGAAAUCUUGUAAGGCUGCUUGGCUUCUGCGCUCAAAGUGACCACAAAAUGCUUAUCUACGAGUACAUGCCGAAUAAAAGCUUGGAUGCAUUUCUUUUCGAUCAAAACAGGAAAAGAUUGUUAGAUUGGAACACAAGGUACAAUAUCAUUGAGGGCAUUGCUAGAGGCCUUCUUUAUCUCCACAGAGACUCUAGGCUUAGAGUUAUCCACCGUGAUCUCAAAGCAAGCAACAUUCUGCUAGAUGACUCAAUGAAUCCAAGAAUUUCGGACUUCGGCAUGGCGAAGAUCUUUGGAAGUGAUGGCAACGAAACUGCAACAAAAAGAGUUGUAGGCUCUUAUGGCUAUAUGUCGCCAGAGUAUGCAAUGAAAGGCCUUUUCUCUGUAAAGUCUGAUGUUUAUAGCUUCGGAAUACUUGUCUUGGAGAUUAUCAGCGGGGAGAGAAACAGCACAUAUCAACAUCCUGAACUGUAUCUCAACCUCAUAGCUUGUGCUUGGAAGCAUUGGAAUGAGGAAGAUGUGAUGGAGUUUGUGGAUCCAUCAAUAAGGGAUUCAUGCGAGCUGAGUGAUGUUUCAAGAUGCGUGCAGCUGGGGCUCUCAUGCGUUCAGGACAGAGCUCAUGAAAGACCAACAAUGGCAACUGCUAUAGUGAUGUUGGAGGGAGGAUCUAUGGUUCAUCCAAUGCCAAGACAGCCUACUUUUGCGUUUGAGAGAAGCCGGAGUGAGUCUUUGUUAACUGAUCAAAGAUUCAUUACAGAAAAUUCAAUAAUGAUCACUAUGUUAUCAGAAUUCAUGGGCAGGUGCUCUAACAUCAGCACCAUCAUCUCACUCUUCCUCUCAGCACCCAUCUGCUUCAUCUCCCUUCACUUCUUCCCAUCAUCACAAGCAGCAAGCUACCUGACUCCUCAUCAGCCUCUCACCGUCGGCAACAGCCUGGUCUCCGACGGUGGAGUCUUCGAGCUUGGCUUCUUCAGCCCGGGCAGGCCCAACAGAACUUAUUUGGGCAUAUGGUACUGCAACUCCCAAGGCGAAAGAAUUGUCUGGGUUGCUAACCGCGACUUGCCAAUCUCCGACUCCUCAGGCUCCCUCGCCAUUGCCAACGAUGGCAAUCUGGUCGUGCUCGACGGCAAGAAAAGCAUUCUGUGGUCAUCCAACAUCUCCUCAGCUUCAAACAGCAACAUCACAGCUGAGAUCCUUGACAGCGGCAACCUCAUGCUUAACAGCCCCAGCGGCAGGCUAUGGCAGAGCUUCGACUACCCAACGGACACCUACCUCCCUGGCAUGAGAGUUGGGCUAGACCUCCGAACCAACAAGAACCAGAUGCUUAUCUCUUGGAGGAGCAGCGAUGAUCCAGCACCGGGUCACUUCUCCAUAAGCCAUGAUCCGAACAGGUCAACUCAGAUUUUCAUGUGGAAUGGCGGCAAGCCGCGUUGGCGCUCCGGCAUGUGGAACGGCCAGGUGUUUAUUGGGAUUGAAAACAUGAUCUACGCCUACUCCUAUGGCUACAAAUUAAGCAACAUCGACGAGGAGCAGAAGAUGUAUUAUUACAUUAAUUCCAACAGCUCUCAAUACUGGGUUCUAACCUCGGAAGGCGUUUAUACGCACUUCAGAUGGAAUGGAGACGCUCUCUCCUGGAGCCAAUUUUGGGCUGCACCAGUUUCUGCUUGUGAGGAGUACAAUCAGUGUGGAAAUAAUGGCGGAUGUCGCAAUGACAAGGCACCUAUCUGCGACUGCUUGACUGGAUUUGUACCAAGAUCAAGUAGUCAGUGGAAGCGUGGCAUCUGGGCUGGGGGGUGUGUGAGGAGGACGAAGCUGGGAUGCAACAGGAAUGGAAGUAUUGGUGAGAGGGAAAACAAGCCUGAUAAAUUUUAUCUGAUGGAAAGAGAGAAGCUGCCAGAUUUGGCAACCAUUAUUCACAUUGCUUUGGAUUUGAACACUUGCCAAGCAAAAUGUACGAGGGAUUGCUCUUGCAAGGCUUAUAGUUUUGUGACGGGGAUUGGGUGUAUGACAUGGGGAGAAGAAAUGAGGGACAUUCAGAUCUUCCAAAACGGGGGAAAUGAUUUGUAUAUUCGACUCGCAGGCUCAGAAUUUGGCCACGAAGACAAAAUAGUUGUAAUGCUCAUAAUAGCUGCAAUUUUGAGUCUUGGUUCUCUUGGAUGCAUAUGCUUAUUGUGGAAGUACAGAAAACGAAUAAAAGAAUAUUUUAAGCAAAGGAGUCAGCAAGAAGAAAAUGCAGCGCUUUUUGGUUUAACAGAGAUUCAAGAGGAAGGGAAAGAUGGAAAACGGCAUGAGAUACGUGUGUUUACUUUUCAUGAUAUGGUUGCAGCAACAGACGGCUUCUGUUUUGAAAAUCUGCUCGGUGAAGGAGGCUUUGGUCCUGUUUACAAGGGCAUUUUGCCUGGGGGCCAACAGAUAGCCGUUAAAAGACUUUCAGAGAGUUCCAGGCAAGGUAUGGAGGAAUUCAAGAAUGAGGUCAAACUAAUUUCAAAAUUACAGCACUCAAGCCUGGUCAGAUUAGAAGGUUUUUGCAUCCAUGGAGAAGAAAUGAUGCUAAUUUACGAGUACAUGGAUAACGGAAGCUUGGAAGAUUUUCUUUUUGGUUCAAGUAAAAGAGAACGGCUAGAUUGGAAGACAAGAUACAAUAUCAUUGAAGGAAUAGCCCGUGGGCUCCUCUACCUUCACCGAGACUCUCGGUUAGGUGUCAUUCAUCGAGACUUGAAAGCGAGCAACAUUUUAUUAGACGAGGAGAUGAACCCAAAAAUUUCGGACUUCGGCAUCGCUAGAAUAUUUGGAAAAGAUAGCAAUGAAACAAAGACAAAGCGAGUCAUUGGAACAUAUGGCUACAUGUCACCAGAGUAUGCGAUGCAAGGAUUAAUCUCCAUAAAAUCUGAUGUCUAUAGCUUUGGAGUAUUACUACUAGAGAUUGUCAGCGGAAGGAGGAACAGCACAUACCAACAUCCUGAAUUGUGUCUGCAUCUCCUACCAUAUGCUUGGAAGCUAUGGAAUGAGGAUAAUGAGAUGGAGCUAGUGGAUCCAUUAAUAAGAGACUCCUGCCAACCAAAAGAAGUAUCGAGAUGUAUCGAAGUGGGUCUCCAAUGUGUUCAGGAUCAAGCUACAGAUCGGCCUACCAUGUCUACGGUAGUCAUGAUGUUAGAAUGGAGAACCACUACACAUUCCAUGCCAAAGGAACCUAUAUUUGCCUUGAAUAAAAACCCAAAGAAGAGAAAAAUAGUAAAUCCUGGCCAAGAGGAUGACAGUAAUGAUGUUUCGAUCACUCUAUUAACAGGUCGGACAUAGUUUUUAUUCUUUUACAAGUAGGUUAGGGUUGAUAUGUAUCCUUCUUGAAAUGGAUCUGUUGAGGACGAGAACACUCAAGAGAAGAAAGAAAAGUUGGAAUUAACAUUUCAAUCAUAAUACCUGUAUAUAAUACUAAGGUUUGACAGAUUCUUUGCUGAGAAAAUAAGAAUCACCGGUUGUCUUUACUGGUAGAUAUUCUUUGAUAAAAAAGGAAACAAACAUGUAACAGAACUAAUAAAGAAUACUCAUAGGCAUUGUCCACCAUUAAUGUGUUCUAUAUUUCCUAUAGAUAUAUAGUUCUACAGGAUACUGAUUAACUUAGGUUGGGAUUAUGUCCAAAGUUGAAUGCUUUGGUACAAGAUAUUCAUGAGAUCUGAGCAUUCAUGAGAGUUGGUGUCAUAGUUGAAUUUUAAGAAAUGAUUUCAGGUAUUGAAACUUUGGGUUCAUCAUAUGCUUCACCUGUAGUUCCCCUUCAUUUAGAUGUUUAUC